Salpingoeca rosetta is the source of this 2343-nucleotide messenger RNA. RefSeq lists its product as uncharacterized. The transcript is spliced from 16 exons. Lineage: Eukaryota; Choanoflagellata; Craspedida; Salpingoecidae. The record is from RefSeq and is a predicted model, not a curated record. The coding region runs from base 1 to 2343 and encodes 780 amino acids.
AUGGGAGAUCGGUGCAGGGCAGCGAGCAAGCUCAAGUUUGACCGAUAUGGGUUUCUUGAACGUGAAGAAGACGACCAAGACGAGGAAGGAGAUUUCAGAUGCCACGACUACGGGCCAGAGCAAGAAGAUCGAGAGAAGGAGGCGUACUUAAAAUGGCAAGCUGUCCUGAAGGACUGGGACAAUGUGCAGCGCAGUCGCCCAGACAUGGUGUUUCAGCUUCUGCAACAGGGAGUGCCAAACGCGCUUCGUGGCCAGAUUUGGCAAGCGAUGCUUGAAGUGGAGAAAGUGAAGGCGAACGUAGACCUCGACUACAACAGUGAAGUUCAGAGGAUUGCGCGGCUGUGUCAGCAACGCGAACAAAGGCAGACACAACUGGACAAGGAAAACAUUGCAUGGGCAAACGACUACAGUGCCGACGAGGAACGUGGACGACCCCGCCCAACCGACCAGCAACAAGACGAUGAGGCACCGAGCAUCCAAGCGGUGAAGCAGAUUCGCCUUGACCUGGAUCGCACCUUCUACACGCACGUCAUGUUUAUGGAGUGUGAUGGAGAAGGACAGCAGGAGCUUUUCCGUGUCCUCGCAGUCUAUGCCGCGUACAACAAAGAGACGGGGUAUUGCCAGGGCAUGGCGUACGUUGCAGCGGUGCUGCUCAUGCAUAUGAAGGAGGAGGAUGCGUUCUGGUGCUUUCUCUCGCUCAUGGAAUCUGCUCUCCACCUGCAAGGAUUCUACAGCGAGCGCCUCGUCAAGAUCCAAGAGGAGUCGCGGGUGUUUCAAGGGCUGAUCGCCCGACGCAUUCCGGCAUUGGCGGAGCAUCUCAAUGACAUGUACAUGCACCCGCUCAUGUACGUGACGCAAUGGUUCAUGUGCGCGUUCACGUCUCUUCCGCUCUGGGACACCGUCCUCGCCAUCUGGGAUCUCCUCAUGUUCAAAGGGUUUGUGGUGCUGCAUCAAGUUGGACUGAGCAUCAUGCGUGUAUGUGCCAACGACCUCCUCCAAGCCGAGACGCUUGCCACCGCGCUUCCAUACCUGCAACACCUCCCGCCUCACAAGUUGUCGCAAGACUUCUUUAUGCAGGAGGUGUGGUCUGUUGACGAAGAGGAACUGCAGCAGCACUUGCAUGAGAUUCGAAAGGCCAUCCGCCUUGGCACCAGUCCAAGCAAACUCGGCCCGCACUACUGGCAACCGCAAGCGCCCGCGACGCCGUCCAUCUUUCGCCGCGUCAUCACAAUGCUCAAGACCCCAAACAGUCGCCGCCGCGCUGCUGCCGCUGCAAGAGCGCGAAACGCGAGCAUCUCAUCAAAGCUCGCCGAUGACACACCGAAGGAUGAGACGCAAGGGAGGGGGCAACACGACGCACCCGCUGUCGCACCUGACACUGAGCAACAGCAACAACAGCAGCAACAGCAGCUUGGACAGCGUGGCCUCGCUUCAGACGACGAGUCUUGCAUGCAGGCAUCUCCGAGUAUUCUCGUGGGAGAUGUUGAUGUUGGUGUUGGCGAUGAUGGCGAUCGUGAUGUUGAUGGAGAGGCGCUGUCUUCGCCGGUUCCGGCGCUGUCCAGCCGUGUCAUCACCUCUCUUAACGCGUCUCUGCUCUCUCCUCAGCCCGAGUCGCCGGCGUCAACCGCACGCAACAGCCCCUUCUCGCCCUCCUUCCAUCGCUCCGGUGUUCUCUCUCCAUCAUUUCGCGGAUCCAUUGCCGUCAGCCCGCCAACACCAGCGGAUCCACACGACGUGCCCGUUCUCUUCCAGUCGCCAGGACGCAUCCAUGGCGCCAUUGAUUUCACGUCGCCAACGGUUGCCGAAAGUCUUCGUGCUUUCACGGCCAAGACCCCACUUCGCGCAUCCCAGGUCACAACCCCUUUCACCGACACGCAGCCAACGUCGCCCGUUGAGGUGGAGCUGCAGUAUGUGACGGAUGGUGCAGGCACAGACAAGGAGGGGCAUAUGGCACGCGCAACACCGCAACACCAGCUGUUUCAAGAAACACACGCAGAAUCGCCGCCCCGCAUGUGCUUGACGCGGCUGCACACCGAUCAAGACAGCAGCGAGGCAAGCAACGCCACACCGCCACCAGCACCAGCAGCCUCCUCAUCUCCGCUCUCCCGCCAAUCGACGCCCAUCAACAAGCCACGACUGGCCGUGCACAAGAAGAUGCAGCUCAGACACCACCAACGCCAACGCCACCAAUGCCACUCGAGCCCGAAGCGCGGGUCAUUCAAGGGGAACAGGGGCACGCCCCUCUCCACCGUCACCAAUUCAUCCACAAACACGCCAACCAAGCAACACACACCCACGCCCACGCAACCAAUUCGCCAAUCUUCUUCAUCAUCAAACUGCUGA